AUGUCAACUUUUGCCACAGACCAGAGCUUCUGGCCGCCCAUCCACUCCAUCUUUGACUUUACCCUGACCUUUGAAGAUGUCGUCAUGGGCAUUGCGCCGGCGACCCUGGCCAUCCUCCUCGCACCAUGGGUCGCUCUCCAGGCUCUUCGCCAGGAGCGCUGCGUCCGCACCACUCUCUUGCUCUGGAUAAAAAUGGGUAUUGCAGCUGGAAUCGUGGCAACUGACAUUGCGACGCUCGUUCUUCGACGCUACCUCACCGAUUCUCACACACAUGCAUCUCUAGCCGCCACGGUUAUCUCUACUGUGGCAUCGCUUACGAUUUCUGCCGUCAUUUAUGCCCAUCACCUCCACAACUUGCAGUCUUCCGCCUUGUCCAGCACCUACAUCUCCAUGACCAUGCUCCUCGACGCCACCAAGAGCCGGUCAUUCUUCUCCCGCGACGGCCUGGCUCCGCUGGGCGCCGUUGCUGCUGUCACUGCAGGCCUCAAGCUGGCCAUGGUGUUGGUCGAAGAGAUUCCCAAAACGAGGUUGAUACUGCACCCGUCGCCUCACAUUGGGCGGGAGUCAACGAGCGGAUUUUGGGGUCGGCUGUGCUUUCUGUGGGUGAACCCGCUGCUGACCUAUGGCUACGGACACGACAUCACCGUGGAUGACAUUGGAGGCCUGGGCCCCGAAUUUGCUGCGGAGCUCCUGCACGAUAAAUUCAGUCGGCGAUGGAGCAGAACCACGACCUCCUCCUCCGGUCUCAGCCUUGCCAUGGUGUGCUUCUGGUGCAUGCCGCUGGCGUUUCUCGCCAUAAUCAUCCCGCAGCUGUGUUCCACCGGACUGGCCUUUUCCCAGCCGUUCAUUAUGCAGAGAGUCAUUGCACACCUCCAAGGGAGCGCCUCCUCGUCUUCUCCUCAAAGCGGAAACGCGCUGAUCGGCGCCACGGUGUUGGCCUUUGUCGGCUUCGCCGUGACCAACAACUUUGGAAAGCACAUGAGCUACCGCCUCCUCGCCCAAAUUCGCGGUGCCCUCAUCACGGAGCUCUUUGCCAAGUGUAGCCGGCUCUCGAUGCGCGAGGCCAAGAAGAUCUCCGUCGUGACGCUCAUGACGGCGGACAUUGAGGGCAUCGCCCUCGGCCUCGCGCAGCUGUACGUCAUUCCGCUGAGCUUCUUUCAGGCCGGGCUGGGCAUGUACCUGCUGUCGCUGCUCGUCAGCUACUCCUUUGUGCUGGUUGUCGUCCCGCUCGUCAUUUCCGUCCUGUCAGGCUACUAUCUCGGCACCAGCACGGCAACCGCGUUUGGGCAGUGGAACACGGCCAUUGAGCAUCGUGUCAAGGAAACCUCCAACGUGCUGUCGCAGCUCACGUCGAUCAAGAUGAAUGGCCUUGGUCCGACCAUGGUGGAGUUUCUCGAGACGCAACGGGCAGCGGAGUUGACGGCGUCGAUACACUAUCGAAAUGUCCUGGCGUGGCUCAACUUCUCCCUGCUGUUUGUAGAUAUCGGAACACCCGCAGUGCUUUUUGCCGGCGCGCUGUUUUGGACCGGGCUGGGGGGCGUGGUCAAUGCAAAGCAAGUUUUCCCGGCCUUGGCCAUCGUUGGUCUCGUGCAGCAUCCCCUGGCAUUGUCCAUCCAGUCCUACGGCACUGUCAUGACCAUGAUGCGCAGUCUCGGCCGUAUCCAAGAGUUCUUUUGCACAGAGGAGAAUAAAGAUACGCGUGUCAUUGGCCACGAGAGUAAUGCGUUGGAUGUUGAAAAAUCUGUGUUGCAUAGCGAAGCGGGAAGGAAAGUGGCACAAAUGGAGAAGCACCAAGAGAGUAGCGAAAGGACAUGCCAUAAUAACCCUGUUGUCGAGUUUGCCAAUGUCGACAUUGCUCCUGCCGGCCAUGAUACAGCUAUACUUCGGAAUGUCAACUUCACCGCAGCGCAGGGCUCAUUGACUGUAGCAGUCGGAGCUGUCGGAUCGGGAAAAUCGACCUUUUUACACUCCGUCAUUGGCGAAGCAGAGGUCCAGCAAGGUGUCGUGUCUAUUGAAAGAGAAGGGCCUGUUGGAUACUGUGACCAGCAUGUGUGGCUUCGCAAUACUUCCAUCCAAGACAACGUUGUAGGGCCGAGUUCGUUUGACCAGGAUCGCUAUGACCGCAUCAUAGGAGUCUGUCGUCUGAAAGAAGACAUAGAGCAGUUUCCAGAAGGAGACCGCUACAUCAUUGGUAGCAACGGCUCCAAUCUCAGUGGAGGACAAAGACAAAGGCUGUCGCUUGCCAGAGCACUGUAUCUCGAGGCACAUCUCAUGGUGCUAGAUGACAUAUUCAGCGCUCUUGAUCAUCCCACCGCAAUGGCAAUAUUCUCGGGGCUUUUUGGCGAGAAUGGAAUUUUGCGGCAGUCACGCUGCACGGUCAUUCUCUCUACGCAUCUUCCCGAGUGCCUUGACGAGGCCGACCAAGUUCUCGUCUUUGAUGGAAAAGGCAAAGUUUCCGUACGAACAAACACAAAACAAGAAGAACAACGCCGAGACCUUUUGGAAGCUCUCCAACAACCGGCAAAGACUAAGCCAGCUGCGAGCGACACGAGCGACAUGUCGACCAAGGAUGCGCAACUGCUCGCAAAGGCCAGUUCGAGUGCCGAAGUGGUAGACUUUCGAGGAGUCAGCAAGGUCGGGCUAUACGGAAUGCUUCUCAAAUCGAUGGGAAUUUGGUGGUUUUGCCUCUACUUGGUCAUGCAAAUGGCCAUGUCUGCUCUCGAGUUGCUUCCAGACAUUUAUAUGCGUAUAUGGAUCGAGGUGGCCCCGGCGAACAAGCUGUACUAUAUUGGCUACGCAAGCCUGGCAGUUUUAUGUGCCGUUUUUGGUGCAUUUAGCUUUUGGUUCUAUUACACAAGAAUUGUGCCCCGCUCGGCAAUGGCGCUGCAUAGGACCUUUUCUGAGACUGUCAUGAGAUCAACGCUCAACUUUCUCACCAAAACAGGCCACGGCUCCAUCCUCAAUAAAUAUAGCCAAGAUAUGACCAUUCUGGCGAGACUCUUGCCUGGCACGCUGUCCUUCGUUUUAUACUCAUUCUUUGCGCUGGUUGUUCAAUACGGAGCUAUUCUUGCCAGCUCAAAAUGGAUGUCCAUUGUCGUUGCCGGGAUUAUCAUCACCGCCUGUGCACUGCAGUACUACUACCUCCGCACCUCUCGCCAAAUGCGCCAUCUUGAACUUGAAGCCCACACGCCGCUUUACACGGAGUUUUUGGAGAUUUCCAGCGGUCUACGCCACAUUCGAGCCUUUGGUUGGGAAGAAGAGUUCUUGAAAGAGAGCUACAAACUCAUCGACACCUCACAAAAGCCCUUUUACAUGCUGUAUUCGAUCCAGAGAUGGCUUGGAUUUGUUCUGGACUGUAUGUCGGGUGUUCUUGCCAUCGGACUGGUGGUAAUUGGUAUUCGAAUGCCCCAGUCCACCUCUCAAGCGGGCCUGGGUUUGGCAUUCAUGCAAAUCAUAGCAAUCGGUCCAACGCUAGAUGCAUUUAUCAAUGCCUGGACUAGACUCGAGACUUCGCUAGGAUCGCUUCUGCGCAUUCAUCUAUUCAACAAUGAAACGCCGGUUGAACCCCGCGAUACACUGACGAAGCUCCCUCGAGAAUGGCCGCAGGAAGGCAAGAUUGAGUUUGAAGAUGUCACUGCUCGGUACAACCCGGAAGAUGGAGACAAAAUUGCACUGCGAAAUGUAUCCUUCAUAAUUGCCCCAGGUCAAAAAGUAGGACUGCGAGGACGCACCGGCAGCGGAAAGUCUUCUGUGAUUCUCACUCUUUUGGGGUUCUUGAACUAUUCAGGGAAAAUCCUCAUUGACGGAGUUGACGUUUCCACGAUUGCACCUGAUGAGCUGCGCGCCCGUCUCAUCACCAUUUCGCAACACUCUAUAAGAUUUAGCGGGACUGUUCGCGACAACCUGUUGCCAUUCCAAAUCAACGAAACCAGCGACCAAAAUGUUCGUGCAAGGGAUGAGGAAGCAAAGGAGGAGCUGGUCCGCUUGAAUCUCUGGGAAAUGGUGCAAGAGAAAGGGGGCUUGGACAGCAAGCUGGAAGAUGUCGGUCUGUCCGGCGGGCAGUUGCAAAUGCUAUGCAUUGCGCGUGCAAUCUUGCGAAAUCAGGAGAUUGACAGCAGGGUGGUGCUCGUAGAUGAGGGCACAAGCAACAUUGACUACGAGACUGACGCUGCGAUCCAAACGGCGCUCAAAGAAGCCUUUGCGGACUGCACGGUCAUUACCAUUGCGCACAGGACAAACACGAUUGACGACUGCGAUGUUCAGAUUGAGCUAUCCAAGGGCGAGAUAGUGACGAGGGAGUGA
This is a messenger RNA of Akanthomyces muscarius, 4302 nucleotides long. RefSeq lists its product as uncharacterized. NCBI's taxonomy places the organism in Eukaryota, Fungi, Ascomycota, Sordariomycetes, Hypocreales, Cordycipitaceae. Gene Ontology annotation, molecular function: ATP binding; ABC-type transporter activity; ATP hydrolysis activity. The transcript has 11 exons. Gene Ontology annotation, biological process: transmembrane transport. The record is from RefSeq and is a predicted model, not a curated record. Gene Ontology annotation, cellular component: membrane. Bases 1 to 4302 code for a protein of 1433 amino acids.